Fusarium verticillioides 7600 is the source of this 1440-nucleotide messenger RNA. RefSeq lists its product as hypothetical. The record is from RefSeq and is a predicted model, not a curated record. The coding region runs from base 81 to 638 and encodes 185 amino acids. The transcript has a single exon. Lineage: Eukaryota; Fungi; Ascomycota; Sordariomycetes; Hypocreales; Nectriaceae.
AUUCGUGAUCCUGUUGUUUGUACAACUCAGACGUGGCCCUCAUCAUCAUCAUACUAAUUUCCUUUCCCUGUAAUCGAGUGAUGCUGACAUUGGAGGUCUCUGCCGUUGGUAGCAAGCUUUGUCGAUGUCCACUGAUUAUGUCACGAUCUUGGGCGAUUCUAGUGUCACUGCCAGGCUUAAAAAUUGGGUCAUCGAUUGAGGCUCCCCAGUCACCACGAUCAAUGAUCUCGAAUGGUCCAAUGGUGGUGUUCUCAAUCUUGAGCAGUACCGGCAAACAAGCAGGCAAAGCCGCCCUCGUCAAACCAAGUCCUAUCUCUAGUCCGAGCCAAGGCAAUAACAUCUCUUAUAAGCGAGCCAUAUUUUCUACUUCCUCAGUCGUAACCCAGCCCGAUGUCAAAGUACCAAAGAACAUACAUCUCGCCCAGCAUGCCGCCGUGAUCGAGGCUCGGAACGCCGAGCUGGCAAUUUUCCCAGUCGAUAACGUACAGGGGUCUAGUAGUUGUCGGCUCAAGACGUGCAUCUUCCAGCAAGAUACGUUCAAAGUCAUUAAAUUUGUAUCCAUAAGUUUGGGGAAUGACUCAGUUCUGGGGGUAAUGGUCACCAUGAUUCAGUGUCAAGUCUGCCGACAGGUCGCUUAGCUCCUUCAGUGCCAUGUUUUUGACGACAUGAAGUGUAUCCUUUGCCUCCGACAGAAUUUCUGGGAAGUGCUCAACACGAUCGAUCAUCCAAUCGAAAUUAAUCUAAUGUUUUAGCCUCUGCAUUUCAUUGCUACUAUCAAUCACUCUUUUGAAAUCUGAUAGCUAUUCGCUAUACUCCUGUACAAACGACUUCUGAACAAUUUCUCUGGUCGUGUCACCGAAUUUGACAAUAUACAUCGCCAGCACUUUGCCCGGUUCUUGGGCCGGUUUGCGUAAGUAAUCAGGUGUCGGAGAUUGGAAAUGGUUCAGGGAGGAGGUCUUGAGGUCCACGGCAUUGAGGACCAACGUCUUGAUUUCAGCAUCAUAGGCAUACGGUCUUGUUCUCACUGUGUAUGCAGUGUUUCUAGACUGUGCCAUAUCUAUGGGGAUCGUGAAUAAUUCUGACAAAACUUCACCUUCGACGUCCUUUGUCCUGUCAACGAAACCCUUCCUUUAUCUUCCAUAUACUCACGCAUCGAUUAACAGUGACGGCAUUGGCGGGGUGACGCGCCAUGUAAGGCUCGGCAUGUUUGACAACGGCUUCAGUUGUACCAUCAUCCAGUGGCCUGAUCAGAUGAGCGCGAUAUGUAAAGUUGGCUUGUCCACCAGCCACAGGUUCGAGUAAAGAGGAUGCAUAUGGCGUGGUGUUGAGCCAUGCAGACACCUUUUGGCGGAUUUGAUUAGGCGCAUCUUGUGUAGACAUCCUUUUGUAAAUAUCAUUGACCUGGAUAAACACCUACCGUAUUUUUGCAAUCGUGGCCGG